UGUAAAAACAGAAAGAAAUCCAGAUUGCAAGAGAAGCGUCGCAUCAUUUCAUUGCACUCAUUCACCGCACAUGUCCGGCAAGGGCCGAAAGAAAAUUAAAACGGCGUUUCGAUAACUGCCACAAAAAAGUACAAAUAAAAUAAGAAAAAGAAAACCAACAUACAUCAGUCACUAGUGUGUGAAAAGCGACACAACACAACAUAAGCUUUAUUCUUUUUUCUUCGCUUCUUCUGUACAGCACCCAAGAUUGAAGAUGAUAGACCUUGCGCGCGUGCAGAAGGAGCUCGUGGAAUGCAGCAAGGACGCGGAGGGAUCGGGCAUCAAAGUCUGCCCCAAAAGCGACAACCUUGUUCUCUUGAUCGGCACCAUUCCUGGCCCUGUCGGAACUCCUUAUGAAGGGGGCAUUUUCCAGAUUGAUAUCACAUUGCCAGAUGGGUACCCGUUUGAACCCCCCAAGAUGAAGUUUAAAACCAAAGUUUGGCAUCCUAAUAUCAGCAGCCAAAGUGGAGCUAUUUGCCUGGAUAUCUUGAAGGACCAGUGGAGCCCAGCACUCACUCUGAAGACUGCACUUCUUUCUGUGCAAGCACUUCUCUCUGCUCCACAGCCUGAUGAUCCUCAAGAUGCCGUGGUGGCACAGCAGUAUCUGAAAGACUAUCAGACAUUUGUUAACACUGCUCGCUACUGGACAGAAAGUUUUGCCAAGGAAUCGUCUCGCGGGAUUGAAGACAAGGUACAGAAACUCGUUGAGAUGGGAUUUCCAGAAGCUCAAGUAAGGAGCAUUUUGGAAGCUGUUGGUGGUGAUGAAAACUUGGCUCUUGAAAGGUUGCUGUAGAUCAUGGUCAAGUUUAGGAUGACAUGUCUCCAUAAUAUGAUGGAACCAUAUAGACAAAAAGUUUAAAUUGAAUAUAGAGUCAUAUAAAUCUACUUGGCACAUCGUAUAGUCCUUUUGUUUUACUCUGCCUUCUUUUUCUCCUUGGAUACUACGGUACUCGACUAUUUCCUAGUGAUUAUAUCCGUUAUGAAAUUAAAUACCUUAUUGCCAAGGUUUCUGCAAUUCUGCUUCAUGGAUGAAUUAUUUAGUUACUGCGUU
This is a messenger RNA of Glycine soja, 1090 nucleotides long. Its product is annotated as ubiquitin-conjugating enzyme E2 27-like. NCBI's taxonomy places the organism in Eukaryota, Viridiplantae, Streptophyta, Magnoliopsida, Fabales, Fabaceae. The transcript has 6 exons. Gene Ontology annotation, molecular function: protein binding; ubiquitin conjugating enzyme activity. Gene Ontology annotation, cellular component: nucleus. Gene Ontology annotation, biological process: proteasome-mediated ubiquitin-dependent protein catabolic process; protein polyubiquitination. The record is from RefSeq and is a predicted model, not a curated record. Bases 254 to 832 code for a protein of 192 amino acids.